This is a messenger RNA of Impatiens glandulifera, 1371 nucleotides long. RefSeq names its product peroxidase 43. The record is from RefSeq and is a predicted model, not a curated record. Gene Ontology annotation, biological process: hydrogen peroxide catabolic process; response to oxidative stress. Bases 171 to 1142 code for a protein of 323 amino acids. Gene Ontology annotation, cellular component: plasmodesma; plant-type cell wall. Gene Ontology annotation, molecular function: heme binding; peroxidase activity. NCBI's taxonomy places the organism in Eukaryota, Viridiplantae, Streptophyta, Magnoliopsida, Ericales, Balsaminaceae. The transcript has 4 exons.
AUCACACAAGUGCAUUUGCUUCUCUCUCUCCUAUAUACAUAUAUUCAAUCUCCUUCAUGUGACAUUAAAUCUUACCAUUCAUAAUUAUCUCAUUUACGUAGCCAGCUAGUAUCCUGAAUUUUUGUCCGUCAGUCAGUUAUAUAAAGAAAGAGGCCCUUCAAAUUUAAUUAAUGGCUGUAGCAAUAUCUCUGUUCAUCAUCUUUGUUUGUCUGUGUGGAAUUUCUAUUUCAGAAGGUCAACUUAGAGCUGGGUUCUACGCCGAUACUUGCCCUGAUGCUGAAUCCACGGUCAGCUCCGUGGUCCGCGAAGCAGCUCAGUUUAGCUCCAAAGUCGCCCCAGCUUUGCUUAGGCUUCACUUCCAUGACUGCUUCGUUCAGGGGUGUGAUGGGUCAAUAUUGAUAAACAAUGGAGGAAAUGCAGAGAAACACGCAUUUAGCCACCAAGGAGUGGGAGGAUUUGAGGUGAUAGACAAGGCUAAAUCCCAGCUUGAAAACCUAUGCCCAGGGGUUGUCUCUUGCGCUGAUAUUGUAGCCUUGGCUGCUAGAGACGCCGUCGUUUUGGCAAAUGGGCCUGCUUAUGUGGUUCAAACGGGGCGACGAGAUGGUAGAGUUUCCAGUGUUUCGGCAGCAGAUAACAUGCCAGAUGUAACUGAUUCAAUUCAACAACUUAAAGCCAAGUUUAUACAAAAGGGUCUCUCAGAAAAGGAUCUCGUGAUUUUAAGUGCUGCUCAUACAAUUGGAACAACAGCAUGCUUCUUCAUGACCGAAAGACUAUAUAGCUUUCCUCAAAAUGGAGGAACUGACCCGUCCAUAAACCCUAGCUUCUUGCCAGAGUUAAGAUCUUCGUGCCCCCAGAAUGGAAACGUGAAUGCUCGGUUACCAAUUGACCGUGGGAGUGGUGACACUUUUGAUGUUCGCAUAAUGCAAAACAUACGAGGUGGCUUUGCUGUUCUUCAAUCCGACGCUCAACUCUACGUGGAUGAAACAACAAAGGAGAUUGUGGACUCGUAUAUUGACCCGAACCCAAUCUUUGGACCUAACUUUGAGUCAGAUUUUGCAGACUCCAUGGUGAGGAUGGGCACUUUGGGGGUUAAUACAGGGUUUGAAGGAGAGAUCAGGCGGACGUGUAGUGCUUUCAACUAGGUUUGGGCUUUGGAAACUAUAUAAAGAAAUAAUAUUGCAUAUUCCAGAAUAAUAAUAAAAAAUACUGAUAAAAAAACAUAAGAAUACAACAAAGAAUUGAAUAUGUUAUAUGAGUGUUACUUUCAUCAUUUAAAUGUACAUUGUUUGGGGUGUAUAAGGAUUUGUGUGUUAAUGAGUUUGCUUGUAAAAUACUUUCAAAUAUGUUGAAUUAUAAUGGGUUGUUUUGAUA